AUGAUCCGCUCGACGCUUCUCUCAGCGUUGGCUGCUACCUCCCUGGUCUCAGCUCAAACAUUCACCGACUGUGACCCGACAAAGCAAGACUGCCCAGCAGCACCUGCCUUGGGAAGCAAGGGACUGAACUGUGACUUCACUCACGGCGCCUGUGAUGGCAUUCAAUUGGCUGACGGUACCAAUCUCACUUAUACCGCCGACAAGGGUGCUUUGUUCUCUAUCACAGAUCCCAGCCAGGCGCCCACCGUCGCUACCGAUGAUUACAUCUUCUUUGGUCGCAUCGAGGUAGUGGCCCAGGCUACACCUGGAAGGGGCGUCGUGACCUCCGUGGUCUUGCUCUCAGCGGACCUUGACGAGAUUGACUGGGAGUGGGUAGGUGGCGAUGCCACAAGGGUCCAGUCCAACUGCUUCAGCAAGGGAUCAAGCACUUUCAACUGCCAGGGCAUCUACCCGCUCUCUCUGCCCAUGGCUUCUUUCCAUUCAUAUGUUAUCGAGUGGACCUCGAAGAAGAUCGAUUGGAUCAUUGAUGACAAAGUGGUGAAGACCCUCAAGUACGAAGAUGCCAAUGGCGGCUCGGGAUUCCCUCAGACUCCUUCGCAAGUCAAGCUUGGUACUUGGGUUGCUGGAAAGGAGGGCAAUGGCCAGGGAACCAUCGAUUGGGCAGGCGGUCUUGCCGACUUCUCCCAAGCUCCCUUCAAUGCCUACUACAAAUCUCUGAAGAUUGUUGACUAUGCUGGCGGUGACUCUGCCACCACGGAGAACAUAAAGGAGUAUGUGUAUGGAGACAAGACCGGGAAGUGGCAGAGCAUCAAGGUCAACAAGGAGGACUCCAGCAGCGACUCCCCAUCGUCAACCACGACCUCUGCAGCAAGCCUCCCUACUUCGAGCCUCCCUACUUCGAGCUCGGUUCCGAACUUGCCAAGCACGACUGCAGACGCGGCUUUCACAACCACAACUACCGAUGCCAGCGCCCCGACUUCGCCUGCUAUUCCGGGCUUCCCUAGUGAUGACCACUCAUCACAUUGGACAUGGCCCAUGUGGCCUUCGUGGCGCAAGUGGUCAUACAAGCUUUUCCGUGGCAAGUUCACUGAUCGGUCUUACCACCGACGUAAGGGAUUCACCUGGAAAUGGACAUCCCACUAA
Messenger RNA from Clonostachys rhizophaga, 1143 nucleotides. The record is from the annotation of a GenBank genome assembly. NCBI's taxonomy places the organism in Eukaryota, Fungi, Ascomycota, Sordariomycetes, Hypocreales, Bionectriaceae.